AUGGCACCAUCUACACAAGAUCCCUCUCAUGGCAACAAUGCAAGACCCGAUCAUUCUUCUCCUUCUUCAAACUCUACGAGUACAGUGGGAUCCAAAGAGAAAUGGACUACUGUCACAAAAUCCGAUGAACCUUCGUCCUCGAUACUCUCGUCUUUCCACAAAGUCUUUGUUAACGGCGUCCCGCUGGCAGACUAUGUCAAAGAAGAUCCUCAUUGGAACCUUCUGCUCGAUAUUGCUACUCCAUGUAUGGAGUGUGAACACAAGCGUAUUGAGUGCACCGUUCCAGCAAAGUACCCCCGUUGCGAGCCCUGCGGCAGCAGUAACUGUAGUAUAUCGCACCUGGCUCGUCACCGUGCAUUUGCCAGACAACACGGGAAGGACCUGGCCUUCAGUCGGAAAUUUCUGGACGAACAUGGCGUGACAAAGAAGGACAGUUAUACAAUCCCCUUGAACUAUUGGCGGACGUAUGACUCCCUGUUGCGCAAAUGGAAUCAUCCACCUGAGAUAUCGGCCGAAUUUCGGAUAUUCGAACAAAAUGAAGACCUCACCACACAGGAAACUUCCCCAGAUCCACAAAUCAACGAAUCUUCUGUGCAGCUCUUGUCAAAACCAUCCAAGGAGAAGAAAAAGGUGCCCAAGUGUUUGACGGAAGAAGCUACCCCGAAGGAUACUAAGAAGGGCAAGGGAUGGGCAGAGGAAACCACCGCGAAGAAUACGAAGAAGGGCAAGAAGCGUUCAGCAGAAGAAUCCGUGCCUCCGGAUACGAACAAGGCGAAGAGGCGGUUGACAGAAGAGUCCCUGUCCAAAGAUGACGAGACGGGCAAGGGACGCUCGGCUGAAGAAGCUCUACCUAAGGAUAAUAAGAAGGGCAAGGGCUGUGCGGUAAACGAUAGUCUUGACACCCUCCAGCGUGAAAGCAACGAAAGGUCCCAGGAACACAAUAAACUCCAGGAGGAAUGCUCGCUUUCCAAUAAACGCCUUUGUCAAGCACAGCACACUUUGGACGAGAGGAACGCAAUGGCCGCCCGCCAGCAGGUGCUGAUCGAGGAACUCAACGAGACCUUACAGAUUUACGAAAGCAGAGCCUCGGGCGCCGAAUCCCUCAUUCAAACCUAUUAUCAGGAUUCACAAGAUCCUCUUUCAAACCGGGGCAAUCUGCCUGCUGUCCCCAAUUUUGACCAACGCAUGGUGCUAUGGGAUCAUUACCUUCAGGUCUAUUUGGAAGCACUCUUGAAUGGAACCCCGCUUGAACCUGUAUGUCGUAUUCUCGAUGAUCCCCUUCGCGAAAAAUCCCAUCCUCCAGCUGUCGAUACGAGCCUGCCCCACGGCGGUGUGGAACCUACCGACGUGGCAUCUGAUGAGUCCUAUGUCAAGAAUUUAUCAAUGUCUUGUGGUGGUCCUGUCCCAGGUUCCCCAGAUGAAAACAUAGCCACAGCGUCCAGCAGUUCUGUUUCCAUAGUCGACGGCCCCAUUGAAGAGAAAACUGUUGAUUUAUCUAGUGACAACGGAAGCCUUUUUACCCCGUAG
Molecule: messenger RNA, 1527 nt
Organism: Lentinula edodes (shiitake mushroom)
Lineage: Eukaryota; Fungi; Basidiomycota; Agaricomycetes; Agaricales; Omphalotaceae
Exons: 2
Coding region: 1-1527 (508 amino acids)
Source: RefSeq, a predicted model, not a curated record